Molecule: messenger RNA, 916 nt
Organism: Musca domestica (house fly)
Lineage: Eukaryota; Metazoa; Arthropoda; Insecta; Diptera; Muscidae
Exons: 1
Coding region: 78-536 (152 amino acids)
Source: RefSeq, a predicted model, not a curated record
UUGUUUUCCUAUGCCGUGAAAUGUGUGCAGUAAUAAUAGUUUUUUAAUAAUUAUUUGUGUUGUUGUCGAGUCAAACUAUGUCUAAACGCAAUAUUGCCUAUAUUAAGCCACAAGAUCCAUCCUUUUUAGCAAAACUGAAGCAAGAGAUUGGUUACAAAGAGGGACCAAACGUAGAUACAAAGAGGCAAAAACUUGAGAAUUUGGAGGAUAAUUUUUCGGACAGUGAAGAACCAGAACGUGAAGACGAAAAACCUUUGGUGGUGGUGUUAAAAUCUGGUGAUCUUACCGCUCAAGAAGCCGAAGAGGAACAGAAGCGCUUGGCCAAAGAAGCCGCUGAAGCCCGUGCCGAUUUGAAUAAACCAAUAGUCUUUCGCAAACGACAUAAUCCCAAGGAGGCUUCAGAAAAAGCUCUAGCACCAUCCUCAUCCAAACCAAACAAGCCAUCAAGUAAAGAGGAGAAACGCAAAAAAUCGGAUAACAAAAACAGUGUAAAAUUAUCCUUUAACGCUGACGACGAGGAGGAAGAGGAGGAAUAGUAGUAGAACGAAAAGGAAGAUAAAAUAAUAAAAGAACGAGUUCAACAAACAGUUGUCACAAAAAAAUCGAUCAAUAAUUUGGGAAUUGCUCCCAUAACACCAUAACCAUUGCAGCUUGGAGUGGCGAUUUUUUAUACAUACAUACAUACACACAUAUAAAUGUUGAACAGUUUUCCUAACUACAUUCGCAUUUGAAGAUAUCCACACAUUAUUAAAAUCCACAAAUAAUUUGGCAUCAACAACUCUAGAAUAUGACUGAAGUUGAUGUUUCUAUGCCGGAAGGUUCAGGUUUAUCAUCAGCGGCUAACCUACAACAUCCUGAGACACAUUCAAGUGGCAGCCACGAAAAUGGGAGUCCUACGAACACAGCAAACGAUAGC